Molecule: messenger RNA, 1337 nt
Organism: Lathyrus oleraceus (garden pea)
Lineage: Eukaryota; Viridiplantae; Streptophyta; Magnoliopsida; Fabales; Fabaceae
Product: protein CANDIDATE G-PROTEIN COUPLED RECEPTOR 2
Exons: 6
Coding region: 259-1152 (297 amino acids)
Biological process (GO): G protein-coupled receptor signaling pathway
Cellular component (GO): plasma membrane
Molecular function (GO): G protein-coupled receptor activity
Source: RefSeq, a predicted model, not a curated record
UAUCUCUCCAACAGCUAUUCAACACCUUUCUAUCAAAUAUUAAGAACACCUAGAUUAAUCAAAUCCAAACCGCACCCAAUUAAAACAAAUCAAAAUUCAAUCAUCCAGAUUUCUCCGACUUAUUACUCUUCCUUAACCUAUAUCUUCAACUUCGCUCAAAUUAGUUACUAAAUCCUAUUUUAUUCCUCGAUUUCGAUUCUCCGCUUAGAUUUGGGAUUAGGGUUUUUCAUUUCCAGAAACCGUUCAUUUCUCGUACAAAUGGUUGAACAAUCGCUUCUAUCAAUAACAAACCAAGUUUCAGAUUCUUCCACUAGAGUAUUAUCAAAGGGAUUCACCGAUUGGAUUUUCAAUUGUCACGGGUUCUGGCACAAUGUUGUGUUGCUUGUUGCCUCUUUUCUCUUCGUUUUGUAUCUGGCACUUCAAGCGAGGAAUAGCUUCCUUAAACUCACCAAUGGCCGCUCUUACAUCAUUAUCUCUUAUUACGUCUCUCUUUGGCUUGUCAGUCUUCUAAAUCUCGCUUGGUGCUUUUCUCAGGCAUGGGAGUGUUCUGCUGGGAAAGAGCUCACUUGGAACUUGUUGUCCUUAUUUACGUCUUCUGGAAUGCUGUUUCUAGAAGUGAGCUUGCUGGCGUUUUUACUUCAGGGCAAUAAUGCAAGUGGCGUAGAGGCGUUGACACGAACUUUUGGUAUAUCUGGUAUCAUUGUCGGUUUUGAUGUCUUGUUAAAGGCUAUCUAUCUGUUUGCAUUUGGGGUCCCAUUGUUCAUCGACACUGAUUACAGUACUCCCCGUGUGAAGUGGAACUUAUGGGUUAUUCACAAGCUACUCCUCACUGGUGUUUAUGGGCUCAUAUUGUUUAUGUAUCAUUCUAGGUGGAGAGAAAGGUUACCCGCAAGACCGGCGUUCUACAAUUAUGUUAUUAUUAUGUUCAUCUUGAAUGCAAUUGCGUUGUUUGCUUGCGGGCUUACUGGAAAUGGCGCUGGUUUUGCUUUUUGGUUUUAUCGCAUUACCGUUGUGUGCUACCAUGCCUUUUAUCUUCCACUGCUGUAUAUUACAUUUCUGGCAGACUUUUUCCAGGAGGAAGAUUUUCACAUGGAGAAUGUGUAUUACUCUGAAAUGAAAGAUGCUGGUUUCUUCGAAUCCGAUUGGGAGUGAUGUGGUAUCAAGUUUUAACUGUAAGAUUAGAUUAAUAAGUCCUCAAUAUAUCCAUUGCAGGACAUAACUUUCACGAAAUUUGAAAUUUGUAAAUAAGUAAAUAUGUUUGUAGAUCGCAUUGUAUAUCUUUCUUUCUUUUUGGAAAAUUAUUUUUAGGACAGUUACCUCGAGUAUUUUGACGACAA